This is a messenger RNA of Papilio machaon (common yellow swallowtail), 747 nucleotides long. RefSeq names its product histone-lysine N-methyltransferase SETMAR-like. The transcript has a single exon. Lineage: Eukaryota; Metazoa; Arthropoda; Insecta; Lepidoptera; Papilionidae. Gene Ontology annotation, molecular function: nucleic acid binding. The record is from RefSeq and is a predicted model, not a curated record. Bases 1 to 747 code for a protein of 248 amino acids.
AUGUUGUUGUUGCUGGCGUCUACCACUUUAGUCGACAAUGAUGAAUUAAAGGCGAUUGUGGAAGCCGAUGAUAUACAAUCUAUGGCUGAAUUUGCAGCAGCAUUGAAUGUUAGCGUCAAAACAAAAUUGGUCCAUUUGCGUCAAAUUGGCAAGAUAAAAAAGCUUGACAAAUGGGUGCCCCACGAACUCAAUGAUCGCCAGUGCAAAGUACGCGUCAAGACCUGCCUUGCACUGAUAAAUAGACACACAAAUGAAGCAAUUUUGAACCGUAUUGUUACCUGCAAUGAGAAAUUAAUUUUGUUUGAUAACUGCAAGCUCUCAGCAAGUUGGUUGGAUCCUGGUUCAGCACCUAAACAAUGCCCUAAACGAAAACAUACCCCUAGAAAAGUGAUGGUCACUGUUUGGUGGUCUAGCGCCGGUGUGCUUCAUCACAGGUUCUUACCAAACGGGGUGAGCAUUACUACAUAUGUGGACUAUGAAGAACUGAACACAAUGAUGGAGAAGUUGGCACAUCUCCAACCAGCGUUGGUCAAUCACUCGUCUUCGCUGCUCCUGCACGUCAACGCGCGACCUCAUGCUGCACAGCAGACAGUCUCCAAGUUGCAAGAACUGGGUUUGGAAGCUGUCCGUCAUCCGCCCUACUCACCAGACCUUGUGCCUACAGACUACUACUUUUUCCAGAAUUUGGAUAACUUUUUGGCGGGAAAAAAAUUUAAUACCCGAGAGGCAGUACAAAAUGCCUUUUGA